Molecule: messenger RNA, 539 nt
Organism: Leucoraja erinaceus (little skate)
Lineage: Eukaryota; Metazoa; Chordata; Chondrichthyes; Rajiformes; Rajidae
Exons: 5
Coding region: 147-482 (111 amino acids)
Biological process (GO): protein peptidyl-prolyl isomerization
Molecular function (GO): peptidyl-prolyl cis-trans isomerase activity
Source: RefSeq, a predicted model, not a curated record
UGGUGUUCUGACGCUGUGCCUCUUGUCUCUUCCAGCUCAGGGCUGAUGUUGUCCCAAAGACUGCAGAGAACUUCCGUGCCUUGUGUACUGGGGAGAAGGGUUUUGGUUACAAGGGCUCAACUUUUCACCGGAUCAUUAAUGACUUCAUGUGCCAGGGCGGUGACUUCACGGCAAAUGAUGGCACUGGUGGAAAGUCCAUCUACGGGGAAAAAUUUGCUGAUGAGAAUUUCAAACUGAAGCACGAAGGACCAGGUAUCCUGUCCAUGGCCAACUCUGGAAAAGACACAAAUGGUUCCCAGUUCUUUCUCUGCACCGUGAAAACUGAAUGGUUAGAUGGCAAGCAUGUUGUGUUUGGUUCGGUGGUAGAGGGCAUGGAUGUUGUCAGGAAGAUGGAAGAAACUAGCAAGCCGUCAGAAAAAGGUGGCACCAAAUCGAAGAAAUCUGUCCCUGUUGUCAUCACUGAUUGUGGACAGUUGCCCUAAUGUAUUUGCGUUUGGAAGCAUGCAGUUCAAAUAAAGUAUGAUCAUUUGUGACUCGCA